Molecule: messenger RNA, 2258 nt
Organism: Scomber japonicus (chub mackerel)
Lineage: Eukaryota; Metazoa; Chordata; Actinopteri; Scombriformes; Scombridae
Product: solute carrier family 26 member 6-like
Exons: 18
Coding region: 234-2258 (674 amino acids)
Biological process (GO): transmembrane transport
Cellular component (GO): membrane
Molecular function (GO): secondary active sulfate transmembrane transporter activity; oxalate transmembrane transporter activity; chloride transmembrane transporter activity
Source: RefSeq, a predicted model, not a curated record
CUCGUGCGGCCUCGCGCUGAUACAGAAUAGGUCAGCCUCUCUCUCUCUCUGACUCGCUUGUUUAUCUGUACAUUCACUACUACUCUUCUUCUGCUUUGUCAUGUAACUUCAUUCACAUAUUUGACACAUAAAGAAAAGUCCACGAGACGCAUUAAACACAGACCCUGUGUUCCAACAAGAACAAAGUUAAAGUUGGCUAAUCUGCCAGUAAUCAUUUAGACUUUAGAUUUUAGAUGGACAGCAUUGACCGAAAUGGCCUUCCCCACUACAGGCAGUCUUAUCUUGCUGUCGCCUUGGACGAAACACAGCUGGAUGUCCUUGGGCAGCGGGUAGAAAAGAAGUCCCUGACGUUUUUGGAGAGGGUGAAGACACAGUGUUGGUGUUCUGGUCCAAGGCUGAAGAGCAUUCUACUGGGCUUUCUUCCUGUCCUGUCAUGGCUGCCUCACUACUCCAUCAAAGAAAACGCCAUCAAAGACGUGGUAUCUGGAAUCAGUGUUGGGAUCAUGCAUCUGCCGCAGGGCAUGGCCAACGCCAUGUUGGCAGGAGUUCCUCCAGUGUUUGGUCUGUACAGCUCUCUCUAUCCUCUGAUCAUCUACUUCAUAUUCGGCACUUCCAGACACCUCUCUAUUGGAACUUUUGCCGUCCUGGCCAUCAUGAUUGGGUCUGUGACAGCUAACGUGGAGUUGCUAAGCAACGGCAUUGAAGAGAGUCAGGUUGAUGUGGAAGCAGCCAAAGUGAAUGUGGCUGUGCAACUCACCUUCCUUUGUGGCCUCAUACAGCUCCUGCUUUACCUGCUGCGUGGCGGUGGUGUGUGUCGCUGGUUGUCCGAUCCUCUUAUUAGAGGCUACACCACAGCAGCAGGCCUGCAUGUGAUCGCCCUUCAGCUGCCACUGAUGACUGGAAUACCUGCACAGAGAUACACUGGACUGCUGGCUUCAGCUUGGACUUUAAAGGAUCUUCUGUAUGGAGUAACCAGCACUGUACCAGGAACUCUGUCAGUCUCCUUGGUUUCUAUGGUGAUACUCAUCGGAGGCAAGAUGCUGAAUGAGCGCUUUAAGAAGCAGCUGCCUGUCGCUAUACCAUGGGAACUUAUACUGAUUGUCCUCGGCACGAUCCUGUCAGUGCAGAUGGAUCUGACUGGACAGCACAGAGUCCAGGUGGUGGGACACAUACCCAGUGGUCUGUCUCCCCCAGUUCUUCCAUCGUUGUCGCAGGCCAGAGAGCUGUUCAUUCCAGCUCUGUCUGUCGCUCUGGUUGGCUUCAGUUUCCUUUCAGCCAUGGGCUCAGUGUUUUCCCACAAACAUGGCUACCCCGUGGACUCCAGUCAGGACCUGCUGGCUCUGGGUCUGUGUAACACCGUAGGAGGAUUGUUCCAGUGCUUCGCUGUCAGCUGCUCCUUCUCUCGCAGUAUGGUCCAGGAUAGUAUCGGUGUCAAAUCACAGAUGGCAGGUUUGGUAUCAGCUCUGGUGAUUCUAACCAUUUUGUUGGAGAUUGGUCAUCUCUUUGAGCAGUUGCCAAAGGCAGUGUUGGCAGUGAUCAUCGCAGUGAACCUGCAGGGGAUAGUGGUUCAGAUCAAAGAUGUGUGUGUGCUCUGGAAGUCUGACAGAUUAGACCUGCUGGUGUGGGUCACAUCAUUGAUUUCUACCCUGGUCUUUAAUCUGGACUUGGGUCUGGCCGUGGCAGCUGUCUUCUCUCUGGUCAUAUUCAUCUACAGGACACAACACUCCUCCACUGUUGUUUUGGGUCGUAUUCCUGGUACAGACUGUUACAGAGAUGUGGGACUCUACACUGAGGCGAUGCAAGUUCCUGGCAUGACUAUACUCUCCUGUUCCAGUCCAAUUUACUUUGCCAACUCUGAGCUGAUCUUCACAGAGAUCAGAGAGACAGUGAGUCGUGAUCAGAAGGAGAACCCAACUGGAGUCCAUACCUCUUCCUCCUCUCCCUCCUCCUCAGCCCAGUUACUGACACACACUCAUUGCUUGGUUCUGGAUAUCAGUUCUGUCAAUUUCGUGGACUCUGUGGCCAUGACAGCACUUUGCAAGGUUGUAGAGGACUUGGGAGUCCAGGGAGUCAGUGUGUAUCUGGCAGCGUGCCCAGUAACCGAUGUCUUUAAGGCCAACCAGCCAACAGCACGCUUCCGCUACGCCACUCUGCUGUCAGUCACCCCAGAUGGGACUCGAACCCAAGACAAGAGCAGAGAAGCAACAAGGCUGUUGUUGAGCGACGAUGUAGACAAUGUGUACGGGGACAUCAAUUAG